This is a messenger RNA of Sphaeroforma arctica JP610, 1338 nucleotides long. RefSeq lists its product as hypothetical. The coding region runs from base 1 to 1338 and encodes 445 amino acids. NCBI's taxonomy places the organism in Eukaryota, Ichthyosporea, Ichthyophonida. The transcript has 7 exons. The record is from RefSeq and is a predicted model, not a curated record.
AUGACAGAUUUGCCUUCAAUUUCCAACAUAUCCUUAUCGUCGAAGAAUGGAUCAAUCACUAGUGCCUCACAACUGCGGGCAUACCCCGAUCACGGUGUGGAUACGCGUCAACUGCUCAACGUAUGCGAUGACAACCUCCUAAAACACCCACACAAAGGCCAUGCCAAUGUAAACUCAGUAGCCAGUUCCGGUAUAAAUACGUCAGGCUUAGUGAUCUCGCCAUCACCCUCUAAUAUCGCACUAUCCUCGAAAAACGGGUCUAUCUCCAGCCUCCCACAAAUAGAAAUAUUUCAGGACAAUGAGACGAGUUCACGCCAAGUACAACUACAGAGUGGGGGUGCAGAUUCGCGGCUAACAAACCCGGAAGCAAGCCCAAACACACAGAUUGCACACAUUUUGCGAUCCCAAUCACCUGCACAAGAAUACGAUCCACACAAAGAAGUACCGCGGAUAGUGUUCGAUCUAGGCUCUCAGGCCGAUCUGAGUAGCGGCGUAGUAACUCCAAUUCAGGAAUAUAGGAGGAAAACCCAGGCAGAACUCAACUAUGGCUAUAAGGAACGGCAAAUCCUAAUACUGGGUGGCUGGGCCCUGAGUUUCAAUGCCGGGUUUAUCAAUGCCGUAUUCCUAAGUUGUCAGUUCAGUCAUUCGGUCGCCUUCGUAUCCGGGACGGUAUCUACUUCGGGAGUGGCUGUGGGCAAUGGUGAUUGGGCCAAAUUCGGCGAAUUAUUUGGGCUGUGGUGUUCCUACUACAUCGGGGGUGUCAUUUCGGCGUUGAUGAUACCCAACCGAAGCUUUAAAAUGGGGUUUGCAUAUGGCAGGGUUCUACUUGUUGUUUGCGCGCUUCUGUUGGGAUCUUACUUCGCGAUAGAGUACUCGGCGAAGCUGCCGGCCUGGUACCAAGCUGCUCUGGCCUUAGGAAUGCAGAAUGCAAUAACAACAACGUUUGAUGGCGCCGUGGUGCGAACAACACACUACACUGGAAUGACCACUGAUCUAGCCAUACUGACCGCCUAUGCCAUGACUGGGCGCAUAAGGAAGAGCGAAUACUGGAAGUUCAUGCUAUUCAUACCUCAGCUGCUCUCCUUCUUUUGUGGCAACAUCGUGGGCGUUUUAGUGUAUCAUUACCAAGAUGUUCAGGCACGAGCCCUGUUCAUCCCGGGCUUUGUAUCCGGAAUCCUAGGUAUCAUAUAUGUCUUCAAUUUGUCGCAGAUCUUCAACACCUCAUUCUACGCCAUGAUGACACACGGACAGGAAGGUCUACUGGGAGCACUGGCGCGCGAGGCGGGGGGCGUUACACUGACAAGUGGUCGUGAUCUGUUGAUGCGCGACAUAUUCUGA